AAUCCGAGCUGAUUUUGAGGCAAGGGAUUCGGACCUCUUCGACAUGCAGUUGUGUCCUCCCCAGUAAAUUAAGUUCGGAAAGGCUCGAUUUGACAUUUAUCCUUCUUGUCAGUUUUCCUGCGGGUUGAUGAGCGGUGAGCGGCCGAGCGGUGGCGCCAUUUUGUGGUGAGGGGUGCGGCGAGGCGGGUGUUGCCGGCAGGCCGCCAUUAUUGUGGGGGGCAAGAGCGGGGCCGCGGCUGGGACAUGCCCAAGUCAUGCGCUGCCUUCAACUGUACCAACAGGUACAGCAGCAAGAACAAGGAGCUCACCUUCCACAGGUUUCCAUUCAGCAAGCCGGACCUUUUGAUAGAGUGGAUGAACAAUGUCGGAAGAGCUGAAUUCAAACCCAACCAGCACACGGUCAUUUGCUCAGACCACUUCAAACCAGAAUGUUUCAACACUUGGGGGAACCGAAAAAAUCUGAAGCAUAAUGCCGUGCCCACAGUCUUCCACUACCCAGAUAACAUGAAGCAGAGACAUCGUGCAAGGAAAAAGCUGAAAGUUAUCGGUGAAGUAACAAAGACUGACAUGGCUGAAGAGAAGCCUGAAAUGGUGCCUGAGCUGGUGCUGGGUGGAGAAGAGGAGAAACUGCCUCUGGCACCUGCUGCUGAAGAUGGUUCCACCAAAGGCAGUGCAGAUCAUACUUACGCUGCCACCAAUCUCAGCAUGAUGAAGAGGAGACUGUUCGCUGCCCUGGAAAAGAAUGAGAAGCUGCGGAAACGGCUGAAGGUGAAGCAGGAGGAGAUGAGGAGGAUGGUGAAAAAGUGGCAAGCAGUCAAGGAUGAACUGGAGACCCUGAGAGCGAAGAGCCUGUCGACACCCAGCGAGGUGACCCUCACAGACAUAGCUCACCUGCAGGACUGUAUAAAUUAAACCACAUGUGUGCGGAGAGCAAAGACUGGAGUGAGUGGGGAGUUCUCACAAUCUCUGUGAGGCGAAACUUGCUGGUGCAAACGAAUUGCAUUAAGUGAUGCUGGAACAAUUUAAAAGGAGAAGGAUAGACUUAUGAUAAUCUGGAAAUUAUAUUUGUGCAGGAGAUUGAGCUGGCCACAAUACAGCAUGGUUGAAACAUGUCAUGCUGUUUUAUUAGUCCAUCGAGAUAUCUCUGAAGCUGAGUCAUAAAGAAUUCUGGCAAUUGGGUUGUCAGAGACUGAACUUGUCAGAAUUGUGCUCUGUUGGUAGCCAGUUUAGGAUUAAAAGUCUGACUGUUUAGAAUGCAAUGUGACUUGCAACCUGUCCUAUCCUUUCAUGCCUGAGUUAGUUUUACUGUCUUAGUUAUAAGAUGCCUUGAUUGCAAACUGUGAACUCCUUAGUUUAUUUUUCAGUUUGUGCUCAAGGCCUUCUCUGAGCCCUUAGGCUAUUUAUGUAUCACAGCAAUCCCUCAGAUAAUCAAAUGUAAGCAGUGGGGAAGCAUAGACUUGUUGUCAGGUCAUGAAUUCUGGGCAGUACUGUUGACCUAAUUGUAUCAUUGGUGGUUAUCUGCUGUGUUGCAACAUAAUUUUGAUGCAGUUUGGGUCAAGCCUUGCACAUCACACAGCUAACUCGAUAGCAGCUCCCUCAGUCUACAGACUGUAAAAUCCUUGCUGCCCCUCUCAAGGAGGAAUUUACAAAACUGCUCCCAACAACCUGAGCUGACACCAAGUUGACACUUUUACUGAACAGGGUACAAAACUGUCCAUAGUGUAAAACCAGCAUGUUUGAGGCAGUGCAUGGAGAAUUUUAAUCUUCAUUGAAUUUAUGAUGUACUGAAACCCUGGAGCAUUUGAUGCCUACAAUGGAUGUACAAAAUGAAAAGCCUUUUUAUAAAGUAUCUCUCAUUUGAACAUCAAAAAUCAACCCCUUUUUAAAAAAAGACAUUUGCUUCGGGGAAUAUAUGCAGGUUGACCCCGAGUUAUAAAUGCCCAAUUUAUGGACGCACCAACAUACAAAAGAGCUACUUUGAUAUUAAAUUCAAAAGUCUGACAUACUUGUAUCCAUUCAUUCCCAUAAAAAGUAGAACUAAUUUACUUUUGACUUUUAAUCAUUGUUCUUUCUUGUCAGUUUUAUAUGAUUUUGAUGCCAUUCAUUGCAGUGUGUGGAGGUAUGGUUACCAUAUCAAGUAAUUUUUGUGAAUCUUCCAACUUGGGGACAGAAUCAAUUUACAGACAUCUGUGAAAAGGGAACUCAUUUGUUCCCCAGGGACAGCCUGUAUAGAGUUCAUAUGGCUUCCGUCUUGGUAGACUCUCAUUUCCCAAUCUACGCUUCGUUAAUCUCAGCCUUAGACAGCAAUUGGAGCUACAUGAGGUCACAGUAAACCAUCAUGAUUAAGGAGAAGUGAAAUUCCUGCUCUGUAUUAAUUUCUAGAAACUCUUAUGAACAAUGAGUCUGUGCUUGCUGUGAAUGAGCAGAUGUAAGCAUUUCAUUGUUGGGGCUGGUCAUUCCCAACUCAAAUUGUCGUCAUUGGGAGAGGUGGAGAGAGAACAUUAGUCAAGGAGAUAAACUGAUCAAUUAGAAUGUGAAUUUGAGAUUCAUGCUAUAACUGAAUUAUUUGGUUGUGGUUUCAGUUUUUAGUUGUAUCUGUCUUCCAUAGGAAUGUACACUGGGGGAAAAUGAGAAUAGGCUGUUAUUGACUAUUGAUCUAGAAGUUUCAUCGUAAUGCACCCACCUUUGUCAGUACCCCAUUUCCACCACAUCUAUCCACCAGUGGACCCUUCUCCACCUUGACACCUGCCAAUGUUUUGCCUGACAUGUCUGGGGCACCGAAAACAGCUAUAAUAGUGAUAGUUAGGAGGCUGGAUUUUCUGUUUGAAGAUUACUAAUGAAUCUACAUCCUUUAAAGUAAAUCAUUUUGGACAUCUAAUUAUUUUAACUCUGUCCCCAGUGGUUCGACCCUCUGACCAUUGGAAACUGUUUCUUGUUAUUUAUUCAAUUGAACUGUUUUUAAUUUUAGGCUUAAUUAAAUCAUCCCUCAAUCACCUUUGUAUGAAGAAGAAUAAUCCCAGUUUUUCUAUUACCUCAGCAAAUCUGAAGUCCCUCAUUUCUCAUUGCAUUUUAGUAAAUCUCCUCUGCACUUUCUCCCAAGUAUGUACGUAGUGUAGUACAGUGUGUAGUUAUAACUGUAAACUAUCCCCAGUUUGCUGAUCUUGGUUGUGUCUACAGUUGGGUUUGCAAAAAGAUGGUCUUCACUGAACUUGCAAAAAAAAAAAAUCAACUGGCAAUACCAUUUCUUCACCGGAUGAUGAUUAAAACAGCAUGGGUGGCAAUCAGGAAAGAGAAAAGCCAAGUUACGCUACGAUUUACCCUGGACAAUGUGCAGACAGACUGGAUAACUACAGAGCGUAUUCAUCUUUGUGGAUAUCCACUUUCCAACAGCUGGAAUAUUUGGAGGGGAAGAAGUAAGGGAACAAUUGUCAUGGAGAGUUGGCAUGAAAUUAUUGCCUAUUUGAUGGUGCACGGAUCUGUGAUUUAUUUACUGAUGUCAUUAAAGCUUAAGUCACUGCUGUUUCUAUUCAGUGAAUGUGGAACACGUACAUCCAAAUCUAAGUGUAUCUUUUUCCGUUAAUGAAAACAUUCUUAAACACAGAUCAAAGACUUAUGAACGUUUGAGGAUUAAACAUGGCUUGGGCUUUAACUGUACUGGAGAUUGAUCUUGUUGCAAAUGUAAA
Molecule: messenger RNA, 3683 nt
Organism: Mobula hypostoma (lesser devil ray)
Lineage: Eukaryota; Metazoa; Chordata; Chondrichthyes; Myliobatiformes; Myliobatidae
Gene: thap3
Product: THAP domain containing, apoptosis associated protein 3
Exons: 4
Coding region: 244-912 (222 amino acids)
Source: RefSeq, a predicted model, not a curated record